UAUCAUAGUCAGUCAACACCGACUGCCGUCAAGAGAAGAAACGAAGCCAAAAGGAUUUCUUCAACUAUCAACGACUUUUGUUUACAUCUUGGACAUCAACGAUGAAGAUUGCUUUAGCAUUGCUACUCCUCGUCGUGCUYCCUGCUUUCAUUGAGGGAUCUGCAUCCCCCAUAUUCUGGGGAGGUCGUCGCAAGGGACGUCGACCUCGUCCUCGUCCUCAACCUGAGAAAUAUAGUCAUUGUUAUGCCACUGGAGAUCCACACUACAGGACAUUUGACAAUAAACGCUACGAUUUCAUGGGAGUGUGUCGUUAUGUCAUUGCGACUGACUAUUGCCUUCAGCCAUGUGAGAAGCCAAAGACSAAUUUUGGUUCGUUCAAAGUCGUCGCUGAAAAUGUAAAGUGUGGCCSYASAGUCAGCUGUAUUAGAAGUGUUGAGGUUACUAUCAAAGGCGAGACAAUUCAACUCAAUCGAAACAAAUAUCCAGCCCAAAAAACUACUAAGACAUACACAGUAUCUAGAGCUGGUGSUUUUGUAAUUGUACAGUCCAAUCCUCCCGGAUUAAUGGUAAAAUGGAACAGGMGAAUGUCUUUGCACGUUUCUUUGACMGAAAAAUUCAGAGGAAAAGUUUGUGGUCUUUGCGGUAACUUUGAUGGCAAUCCUAAGAACGAUUUCUACGUCCAGGGAGGGAAAGUGGCCCUGCAGUCCGUCAGGGACUUUGCUCAAUUUUGGCAAGCUGGAGGAGGACGGUGCAAACCUGGUCCUGAAAUACCAAAACAUCCUUGCGAGAAAAAUCCCAAACGACAUCGAUUGGCCGAAAAAGACUGCGCCUUGAUCAAGUCGAAUCACUUUAAGAGUUGUAGAGAUGGAAAGGURAACACCCAAGCGUUGUUCGAUAACUGUGUAUAUGAUGUUUGCCAAGAAGAAGGAUCGGAUAUACAAGCUAGUUGUGAAGCUAUCAAAGAAGCAGCAGAAGAAUGCAAAGAACAGACAGGAAAAACUGUAUCAUUGGGACAUCUUAGCAAGAAGUGUCUGGCAUGCYCCAGACAAGCAAGGCUCUUCAACUCUUGUCAAACAAAGUGCUGUGUUUUCCCGUUCACAUGGAAGGGCAAGACGUUCCAAGGAUGCGCCGAAACUGAUUUUGGUUCUUUUUGCUCAACCGAGAAAAAAGCAACUAUAAAUUCACUCGGUUUUUGCAUCUAAUGAUCAUAAUGGAAUUAGUUAAGAACACUGCAAAUAGAACUUCGUUUUCAGACUUUAAUUAGUACUGUAUAGGACGCAUUAAUUACAAUAUCUCCCAAUCAUACGCUGAAACUCAUCUGUUACCCAUACCUAAACAAACUAAAUGGAAGUCGUACUUUAAAGACGUAUGUUUGGGAUUAUAAAGCACUAUUUGAUUAUUUUCUAUGGAAAACUAAUUCUCAAGUUUAUAGAUAACAAUUGUAAAGUUAGCAACGAGAAAUGCAAAGGAAACUUUGUCUACCUUAAAACAUCGGUUAAGCAAACAGGUGUGUGUGUGUGGAGGGGGGGAUGUAUGUAUGUAUGUUAAUCUCUUAGAAAUUGUGUCCUUCCACCACUUAGUGACAUGCACCCCUGCCUGACUGGUUUACCCAAACACAGAUAUAAAGAGAAACAAAUAGCCUUUGAUAAAAAACGAAAUAUGAAUAAACGCUCUGGAACACUGGUAACAUUGCGUAUCUAUUCUAGUAYUCAYAUAUAUUUGCUAUACGGGGCACAGGUAACCCAGGUCAAUAACUUAGUAUAAAUUACGUCGUUAUUAUUUUGCCUAAAUAAUAUUAUUCUAAGAUAAAUAAAACGUCACGCUUACCUUCCUG
This is a messenger RNA of Exaiptasia diaphana, 1834 nucleotides long. RefSeq names its product von Willebrand factor. The coding region runs from base 102 to 1202 and encodes 366 amino acids. The transcript is spliced from 7 exons. The record is from RefSeq and is a predicted model, not a curated record. NCBI's taxonomy places the organism in Eukaryota, Metazoa, Cnidaria, Anthozoa, Actiniaria, Aiptasiidae. Gene Ontology annotation, cellular component: extracellular matrix.